Messenger RNA from Drosophila kikkawai, 960 nucleotides. Its product is annotated as putative leucine-rich repeat-containing protein DDB_G0290503. The record is from RefSeq and is a predicted model, not a curated record. NCBI's taxonomy places the organism in Eukaryota, Metazoa, Arthropoda, Insecta, Diptera, Drosophilidae.
ACCAGCAAGCGUUGGACUUCGAAAGGCUGUCGUUGUUAAACAACGAAAUGGCAGAUCGCAUUGAAGAGCUGGAGGCCACUCAAACCUCGCUGGUUGAGGUUAACGAUGAGAAUCUCGAAAAUUCAAAGUUCCAGCAGACCUCCCUGCACAGCAGAGAGCUCCAAAAGUGCGAGGCUCAAAUCAUGGAGUUGCAGGAAACAAUCAAAAGCUUGCAGAACAAGCUGAAGGAUCAAGGUCAAGCCUUGCAGGCUGAGCAGGAAAAGCUACUUAAGGCCACCCAUCAAAGUCUGGGGCUAAAAACCGAAUUAGAUGGCGAAAAAGAGCGCCAUCAGGCCGAAAUAGCUGCCCUCAAAACUGCACUUAAACAUAGGGACAGAGCAUCGAGUGCUGAGCAAGCGAAAAUGCAAAGUCUUGUGGCUGAAAUUGAUGAGCUUAGAAAGCUUAAUUCCAGCCUCAAGGAUGGGAAGAAGCAGAUGGGCUAUCAGUUGGCAGCUACUAAGGAAAAGUUCGAAGAGGAAAUAAAGAAGCAAAUGGAUACGGUAAUGAAUAAGAUGUUCGCCCUGCAAGAGGACCUUAAAGAAAAGGAAACCAAGCUGAUUGCUCUCGAGCGCGAGAAGGAUGCCAUCAUAAAGCAGCUGAAGACCCAAAUGAACAAAAUUUGCAGUACCACGCAGCCAAUAGUUGCCUCAACUAUAGCCAAGUCGCCGCAGCCCACGAAGUACUCAAAGAGGCUGCUAAGAAUGCCCACUGUCAAUAAGCCUUUGAGCCCCUCCAAGAAGCGAAAUGCCAAAAUACACAUAUAUUCGUCGGAUGAUGAAAGCGAGGAUGAUGUACCGAUAAAAAUGCUAUUUACCAAACGUAAAAAUUUGGCUGUGGUGCAGCCCCAAAUCGAUGUGUUCGACGCUUUAAAGAAGGGUCACUAAAUAACUAGGAAGAAGUAGCUACAGAUUACCAUGAAUA